Salvia hispanica is the source of this 1183-nucleotide messenger RNA. The record is from RefSeq and is a predicted model, not a curated record. Lineage: Eukaryota; Viridiplantae; Streptophyta; Magnoliopsida; Lamiales; Lamiaceae.
GAAAAUACUUGUUUCACAAUCUAUUUUUUGGCACUAUCACUCCCAAAUUCAAGUUUAGUUCUGUCUCCCAAAUUCAAGCUCUCUCUCUUGCCCGCCCAAGGUUUAAAGUUAGAAUAUGAUCUCCAAAGGCUCAAUUCAUCGAAGAAUGAAGCAUAAUUUCUUCAAAUAUCUACCAUUAGAGAUCCUCACCGAUAUCCUAUUGAGACUUCCUCUUGAAGACAUUGCAACUUGCAAAUGUGUUUGCAAACCGUGGCUCAAUCUCAUUGAGACUGACUAUUUUUCUAAGUCACAUCUUUCUAAAUCCGGCCCCGUCCUUGUGGUCUCGAUACCGUCUACAAAUUCAAAUUGGUUCAAUGUUUUCAAAUUGGAAGAGAAGCCCAAACGCAAGCCGAUUCCAAUCACCAAGUUUGAUUUCCCCCAAGCAUCAACAAUACAAGGUUCUUCCAACGGUUUGCUUCUUCUGAAAAAUCCUUUUCGCGAUCAUCUUUAUGUAUGUAAUCCUAUCACCCGUGAAUUUGUUGAACUCUGUGGCCGUCUUACUCGCCCUCGAGAAGAUUGUUAUGGAAUUGGAGUGAGCAGAAUAAGCGGACAACAUAAGGUUGUCUAUCUCAACCCUACCUACGACGGAUGUCAUGUAUACACUCUUGAAUCAGGUUCUUCAUGGAGACGCGUUGAAGGUGUUAUCCCCUCGUUUGAUUGUUGUCACAGCUCCGUUGCUGCAUUUGUUAGUGGCAAUCUCUAUUGGUUUGUUUCUAAAUUUAGGAAGCCCCCUUUCAUUUGCUGCUUUGAUCUUGAGACAUAAUGUUUUAGCACUUUCUCUCCACCAAUUGAAUGUCUCAAGAGAAACAACGUUAACAAGGGAAUGUUGUGUACUUUAGGAGAUUGUCUGUGUUUUUGUGAUGACGAACCAGAAUUUAAAGGUGACUAUUAUCACGUGAUCUGGUUGCUGAAGGAAUAUGAAUUAGUUGAGAAAAGUUGGUGCAAGGUAUGUGUCAAAAUCAGGCAAGGACCUCAAUUAGAUGUCCUCAUCAAACAUCCUCAUUAUGGUCAUGGUUUACACAAACGUCUUCUGCCUAUCAAUGUGUACCAGAAUGGAGACAUGUUGAUGUUAUGGAAUGAGGAACACUUUCUAUACUACUCUAAAGAGAGGAGAAGUCUUAAAAAUAUUGGUUUGUUUGGUAAA